AUGUCGGACGGUCACGAAAACCACCAGACAGGUGUCAAUGACGCCGCCAUCAUUCUGCCGAUCGCCGCCAUGAUCCUCAUACUCUCCAUCAUCCCCCCGACCGUCUUGUUGAUCUGCAUGAGAAUCACCCAUCCCGAGUACUUUCGUGGUGGUCUGCCCCACGAGGACUGCCUGCCGGCCGUCGAGCAGCCAACCGACAAGUGGGCGCAUCACGACCCGAUCUUUCGCAGAGCCCGAGAUGUCCUCUUGAAGUUCCACGGGGCGGCCAUCGUGGCAGGCGGAGCAGUGGCCCUGCGGGUUCGCGAGGUCUUUGGUGGAGUCCGGGGACGCACCUUGGGUUUCCUUGAGAACUAUCGCCGCCGCCGCGACGGAAAUGCAGACGAUGAUCUUCCGGUCAUACGCAACAAGUCCUGGCAGAUACUCGCCGAGUCGCACUCGGAGCGAACUUUCACCGGCUUCAAGGAUGACAAGGUCGAGUACGAGACGGUCGAGAUCGUCGACAGCCCGAAGAAGACUACCAAGACUGUUCAUUUCGAUCUUGGCGACUUGGACAAUGUGGUGUCGUGUGUCCAGAAGCCUGAACCGGCUGUGGUUGCGGAGGCCCGCAGGUGUCUCGACCGGGAGGUCUUCCUCAGGGACCUCGCCUUUGACGAGCUGGUGCUCGAGACGGUCGAGACGGAGCACAUGCUCGACCUCGCGAGGCUGCGGCCGGCGGUGCCGGUGCUCAUGAUCGAGACGGGCCUCGCUCUCCUGCCGGGGAUCCUCAUCUGCGACAGGUAG
This is a messenger RNA of Diaporthe citri, 780 nucleotides long. RefSeq lists its product as uncharacterized. The transcript is spliced from 4 exons. The coding region runs from base 1 to 780 and encodes 259 amino acids. The record is from RefSeq and is a predicted model, not a curated record. Lineage: Eukaryota; Fungi; Ascomycota; Sordariomycetes; Diaporthales; Diaporthaceae.